Molecule: messenger RNA, 639 nt
Organism: Mandrillus leucophaeus (drill)
Lineage: Eukaryota; Metazoa; Chordata; Mammalia; Primates; Cercopithecidae
Product: keratin-associated protein 10-8-like
Exons: 1
Coding region: 1-639 (212 amino acids)
Cellular component (GO): keratin filament
Source: RefSeq, a predicted model, not a curated record
AUGGCUGACACCUGCUGCACCAGGACAUAUGUGAUUGCUGCAUCCACCACGUCUGUCUGCUCCAGUGACGUGGGCUGUGUCAGCCGAGUCUCCUCCCCCAGCACCUGUACCGGCUUCUCCUGGCAGGUGGACAAUUGCCAGGAGAGCUGCUGCGAGCCCCCCUGCUGUGCCCCCAGCUGCUGUACCACUAGCUGCUGUGCCCCACCCCUCUGUCUGGCCCUGGUCUGUGCCCCAGUGAGCUGUGAGCCCAGCCCCUGCCAAUCAGGCUGCACCAGCUCCUGCACACCCUCAUGCUGCCAGCAGUCUAGCUGCCAGCUGGCUUGCUGCACCUCCUCCCCCUGCCAACAGGCCUGUUGUGUACCCAUCUGCUGCAAGCCCAUCUACUGCGUGCCCAUCUGCUCUGAGUCUUCCUCUUCAUGCUGCCAGAAGACUAGCUGCCAGCCGGCUUGCUGCACCAUCUCCUGCUGCAGACCCUCCUCCUGCGUGUCCCUUCUCUGCCGCCCCGUGUGCAGGUCCACCUGCUGCAUGCCCAUCUCCUCCUGCUGUGCCCCUGCCUCCUCCUGCCAGCCCCGCUGCUGCCGCCCGGCCUCCUGCGUGUCCCUCUUCUGCCACCCUGAAUGCUCCUGCCCGGCCUGCUGA